GGCGGUUAGCCGAAAAAAAACGGCCGUAAGGGCACCCCGUUCGGGGUGCAGGGAUUGGUUCCUUGAUUUGUCCCCCCAUUCGGGGGGAACCCUCCAACUGCGAGUAAGCCAAGGAGUUUGGAGGAGUCUUUUUACAGCGCCCCCUAUAUGUCGGGGGACAGCAGUAAACUGGGCUUCCGGGACAGGAUCCGGAUGAACAACUCCCGCUCGGCGCAGGUGAUCCGGAACAAGGCAUCGCCCCAGGCGCCCGGCCUGGCCGUGAGGCACUCGCCCAACCAGGAGAACGUCCCUGAGGCGGCCAGCCCCGGGUAGGUGCAGAAGAGCUGGAGCUUCAAUGACCGCACUCGCGUUCGGACCUCGCUGCGGCUCAAAGCAAGGCCUCCCGUUGACGUGGAGGGUCUGGGAGAGGACAGCGUGGACGACAGAGGCUACUGCGACAUUGCCAUGGACGAGGUCAUUCCCGCCGUCAAGACGCUCAUACGAGCCGUCAGGAUUUUGAAGUUCCUGGUGGCCAAGAGAAAGUUCAAGGAGACGCUGCGUCCGUACGACGUGAAGGACGUCAUCGAGCAGUACUCGGCGGGACACCUGGACAUGCUGGGCCGUAUCAAGAGCCUGCAGAUGCGGGUGGACCAGAUCAUCGGGCGAGGCGCCGUCCAGGCCGAUAAGAAGGCACGACCAGAAAAGGGCGAGAAGACGCCGCCGGAACUGGAGUCUCUGGAUGAGCUGAGCAUGAUGGGACGUGUGGUCAAAGUGGAGAAACAGAUUCAGUCCAUCGAGAAGUCUUUUUUUAUUUUCAAUGCCUUUACAAUCAUACAUUCUAUGCACAUACACUGGUCUAAACAUGGUAUUCAGAUGAAUUUUACCUUUGUGGAAUAUGAAUUAUGCAGAAAAUCUCACUUGUUUUUAUCCAAAUCAGGGGGCUAACAUUUUGUACUUGCUAUUGACCGAACAGUACAUCACAGUUUCUGUGAGGACAAAAUUUCUGGUUCUGUCACAGUCCACCGGAAGCAGAAAUUGCUUUCACAUCGCGCAGCUGUAACUUGGGCCGAUCACAAGUGCUGCUUAACUUGUUAAACUAAAUGAAGAGAUGCCUCCGUGCAAUACUCAGAGUAAGAUGACGUUGUGUAAAGGAAGUGGCAUGAUUUAUAGAAGCUAAUGGAGUGCUGUGUCUGUCUCCUAAAUACAAUAAGAUCUUUUUAAAUGGCUUUUCAAUUUUUCUUGCAGGGAAAAAUGUACAUCUAUAUAUCUACUGUAUAUCUAUAAAAAAAAUCCUCGUCUCACCCCUCAGGUGGUGUCCAUCCCUCAUUCAGCUGGGGUCCUCUACCAGAGGCCAGGAAGCUUGAGGGUUCUGCGCAGUAUCCUUGCUGUUCCCAGCACUGCACAUUUCUGGACUGAGAUGUCCGAUGUUGUUCCCGGGAUCUGUUGC
Hippocampus zosterae (dwarf seahorse) is the source of this 1426-nucleotide messenger RNA. RefSeq names its product potassium voltage-gated channel subfamily KQT member 4-like. NCBI's taxonomy places the organism in Eukaryota, Metazoa, Chordata, Actinopteri, Syngnathiformes, Syngnathidae. Gene Ontology annotation, molecular function: voltage-gated potassium channel activity. The record is from RefSeq and is a predicted model, not a curated record. The transcript has a single exon. Gene Ontology annotation, cellular component: membrane. Gene Ontology annotation, biological process: potassium ion transport.